Molecule: messenger RNA, 945 nt
Organism: Penaeus monodon (black tiger shrimp)
Lineage: Eukaryota; Metazoa; Arthropoda; Malacostraca; Decapoda; Penaeidae
Product: gustatory receptor for sugar taste 64b-like
Exons: 5
Coding region: 38-814 (258 amino acids)
Biological process (GO): sensory perception of chemical stimulus; detection of chemical stimulus involved in sensory perception of taste
Cellular component (GO): membrane
Molecular function (GO): taste receptor activity
Source: RefSeq, a predicted model, not a curated record
AGACGCUUGUGAAAAUGAUUUUAAAAAAAAGCCAUGAAUGACCCCUAAAGCACAGAAGAAAGAAAAUAUUUCAUUUCAUUCCAACGUCCCGCGUGUACGUAUCUCAUGGCCUUUAUUACUAACGCAACACGACUCCGAACAGAAUCCGAUCGCCAUGCGCACGACCAGGAGGUUCCGAUCCACUAAGCACGGCCUCCGGAGACUUCUUCAGCGCCUUCUGUCGGCCGCCCUCGCGGGUCGUGAAGAGAGCCCCCGCCCGCGCCCGUCCGCCGCCGACGCCCGCGAAGCUAAGGGCGUGGGCGGGAGGAGGCAGGCCUGGCAUGAGGAGGAUCCUAUAAAGGGCAAGCAACCCGAGUGCCUCCGGAGCCUGGUUCCCGUCGCCCGCCUCUUCUCUCUCUUCGGCCUCCUGCCAAUGAGCGUGGUCGAUGGGCAGUUCAGGUUCGUGCUGUGCCAUUUCGUGACCUUGUACGCGUGUGUGGUGGCAGCGGCUAUGACCUGGUUCUCCCUGACGCGGGUGGUGGCUCUCUUCGCUGCCUCAGGGCAACAGGACUGGGUGCAGCUCCUGACUGGCACUGCCUUCUAUCUGCUGGGUGCCACGGGCGCUCUGCUGCUCCUCCAGCUGGCCAGGGAAAUGCCGGCGGUCAUGGACAGAUGGGCGCGCGUGGAGAGGCAAGUGGGCGUCCCUUACACUUGCAAGUGGAAGGUGUUGGUGUGCGUGGGCGUGGUGACUGUGUCGGCGGCGGGAGAGACGACAGCGUCCAUGUUCCCCACAACGUCCCGAGCAACACUACCGGGGAUUUCUGGAUGUUUUUAGAGAGCUACGUCAGAGCUGGACACAAAUACGAGGUCGACCUGCUAGGCUACAGUAAGGCUCUCGGCGUUGCAAUUCUCACCAUCAACAAGUAUGCAACAUUUCUCUGGAAUUUCGUCGACGUCCUGGUGUUC